AUGAGCCAAUCACAUGUCUAUCCUUACAAAGCCACAUCGACCCGCCUGUCUGGACCAAUUAAAGCGAAGCUUGGACGCUGCUUAGUCACGUCUCGAUUCCCCUCGCACCCGUCAAAUUCUCGCGCGUCAAGACUGGGCGGCUGCUUUUCUCUUCUCUCUUUCACGAACCUCGAUGUUGCUGCCGAUGAGCGCCUGCAUUUUUUUUGGUGCAAAGCGCGCUGA
Molecule: messenger RNA, 222 nt
Organism: Plenodomus lingam JN3
Lineage: Eukaryota; Fungi; Ascomycota; Dothideomycetes; Pleosporales; Leptosphaeriaceae
Source: RefSeq, a predicted model, not a curated record